AUGGGUGCUGUGGACCCUGUUCAACACUGCCUGGGUAACGCCAUCGAGAUGAACAGACAGUGUGGACUUCGUGUCUCUCUCUCUGUCUGUGUGAAGCUCCACGUCUCUGUUCAGAGGAAGCAGGAGGAGAUCUCAGCCCUGAAGGAGAAGAACGCUCAGCUGAAGGAGCUGGUCAAACAAGCUGAGAUUUAUGCUGAUGUACUGGAUGCCUUCACGCCGCAGCCUGACGACACCUCAGAAUGUGUAUCACACCCAGUUUCCGCUUUCAUACCACACUCACACUCUGAUUCCUCAAGUGCUGAGCCAUCUGAAUGGAAUUUCAGUGCAGCUCUACAGACAUCCUGGCUCGAGUCUCUUCUCGAUCACACACCGCCACAGGAGGAAGAGGAGCGGCCAGACAGAAUCCUGUCUGAAUACACCAAUACAAGAGUGAAGAGACAAUUAUGGUCAUGUGACACUGAUUCCAGGAGCACUGAUACUCCUUCAGUGUGUCCUGACAAAAAAACAAGACUGGACCAAGAGUUUCUUGACCAAACAGAACAUUCAUCUGAGCAUCCAGGUUCCAAGACGGUGCAGGUUUUCGGAUCCUUCCACGGCUUACGGGUUUUGAAAGCCGCACCAUCUGCGACCUCUGACCUCUGGAAAGAAGGGAGGUGUGCAUUUUUCAAGACGUCCAUCAGAGAGCACAGCACAGUCCGGACCAGAGUUUUCCCUCACGGCAAAACGUUCACGUCGCACGCACCUGACGGAGGCUGUAGGUUCCUCUGGAUUCCCAAACAGAACUGAAACACUGUUGUUAUCCUUGCUUGUUUUAGAUAGCAGGCUCUAAAAAAGGUUUGUGUGUGUGAAAAACAAACAUGGGCAGACUUAACAAAUGGCCAAUUACCGUCCUAUCUGCAUCCUUCCCAUUGCGUCUAAGAUUGCAGAAAAAUGGGUUGCUAAAUUAUUGAUCGAACAUCUAAAUAUAGGGCAUAAUCCUUUGCACCCCAUGCAGUUCGGUUUCCGUACUCAUUAUUCUACAGAUCUCAUCUCAUCUCAUUAUCUCUAGCCGCUUUAUCCUUCUACAGGGU
Molecule: messenger RNA, 1070 nt
Organism: Neoarius graeffei (lesser salmon catfish)
Lineage: Eukaryota; Metazoa; Chordata; Actinopteri; Siluriformes; Ariidae
Gene: mcidas
Product: multiciliate differentiation and DNA synthesis associated cell cycle protein
Exons: 3
Coding region: 1-786 (261 amino acids)
Biological process (GO): negative regulation of DNA replication; negative regulation of cell cycle
Cellular component (GO): nucleus
Source: RefSeq, a predicted model, not a curated record